Malania oleifera is the source of this 1927-nucleotide messenger RNA. RefSeq names its product snRNA-activating protein complex subunit. NCBI's taxonomy places the organism in Eukaryota, Viridiplantae, Streptophyta, Magnoliopsida, Santalales, Ximeniaceae. Gene Ontology annotation, cellular component: snRNA-activating protein complex. Gene Ontology annotation, molecular function: bent DNA binding; RNA polymerase II cis-regulatory region sequence-specific DNA binding; RNA polymerase III type 3 promoter sequence-specific DNA binding. Bases 370 to 1842 code for a protein of 490 amino acids. Gene Ontology annotation, biological process: snRNA transcription by RNA polymerase II; snRNA transcription by RNA polymerase III. The transcript is spliced from 12 exons. The record is from RefSeq and is a predicted model, not a curated record.
UGUUUUAUAUUUACGUAGGCUUUUUCGAAUUUAUUUUUCUGGAAAUCAAACGCAUGUUGCUGUAGCCUGUAUGAUUUUGGCACGUUCAUGUGUUGGCGGGCUUCUAUCUCGGAAGAAUUCGAACGCGUGGUCGUGGGAUGGGGAACGUGUGCUGCGUUUGACAGGGGGAGACGAAUGGAGCUGUCGCCCGAUGGAGCUCCGAUUAGACUUGGUGGGUCUGCAGAUUAGCACAUCGGGAGGAAUCGUUUAGAAUUGGGGCUCUCAAUUCAAUUUUUCCUCUCUCUCGCGCAGAUUUCCUUUUUCUUUGGGGUUGUUCGUCGUCAUUUUGUUGUGGUCAUCACUGGAGCGAGAAAAUCAAUAGUGACGAUAAUGGAGAUAGUCGAGUCCCAUGUUGAAGGGGAAGAUACCAAUGUUUCCGUACCUCGGGGAGGGCCAAUAUAUGUGUCUGAUUUCAUCAGUCCCCUUACUGGAGUUUCUGACUUCCGGGCUUCUGUAGUUGAACAUCUCCAGAAUUUGAGAGCAGAAGUUUGUUCACACAUGUCUCACGCAUGUGAAGAAGAUAUUUCGGUUGAUGAGCUUAAAAUUUUUUCUGAUGAAGAAUUUGUAAGUGAGGCUUUUAAGCAAGUAUUUGAGGGUGGUACAGAUGCUGAAAAUGUUUUGCCAAUUGCAGUAGAGGUGCCAAAUGAAAGAGGAAUGGAUGAUUGUAGAAAUUUAAGCAAUGCAUGUUUGGAAAACUUGGAAAAAGCAAUUGUACCUUUGGAUGGCUCUUCUUUGGGAUCUGAUAGCAAUGGAAAGCUGAACACUUGCAACUCGAGGAAGACAAAGAAAAGGAGACGAAAAGUCAAUAAGAAUAAUUGUGCUGUUGAAGACAAUUACAUUGCAAAGGUGGAGCAACUUGUGAAAGUGAAACAAAAGCAAGAUGAAGAUAAAGCAGCAGUGAGGCUGCACUCAUUCAAUGGUGGGAGCAAGAUCAAUUCAUCUCCGGAGAAACUUGAGGGGACGAAAUUCCUCAAGUCUACAAGUUCUGAAGUUAAGUUACCCUCUGUCUGGAUCCCCCUUUCCAAUGCAAAGCAGGUGAAGUCAUUGAAUAUCCAGGAACACAUACCUGUAUCUUAUCCUGAAGUUGUUCUCUCUGUUGAGGUUUACCACAAUCGACGAACGUUUGCAAAGAUCCAGGAGUUUCUUGUCUUGGGACGGCAGAACUUGACUGAACUGAGGGACAGCAUCUAUUGUUUAACGGAUGAGAUUAUGCGGAGAGCUGGGCAAUAUGAUCCUUCUGGAUAUUUCCUCAUUGAAAAUGUGUUUUGCAAUGAUUUGAGAGAUCCCACUGCCAUAGACUACAGUGAACCAAUAUUUGAUUGGCUUACAAACUCCAAGGAUGAAGCACUUGCAAAAUGGGGAUGCAUUGUGACUGGUGAAUUGCAAGAGAAGCAAAAGGGAAUAUUAGGUGAACCAAGAGUCUCACAGUUGCCUUCCUUCAAAUCUGUUGACAUGCAGAAGACACGGUUUUGUGACUUGAGAUUUCGACUUGGUGCUGGAUAUCUAUAUUGUCACCAGGGAGACUGCAAACACAUGAUCGUUAUUAGAGACAUGAGGUUGAUUCAUCCAGAGGACGUGAACAACCAGGCAGCUUAUCCAAUAGCAACAUUUCAGCAAAAAUCAAGGUUCCGGAAAUGCUCUGUUUGCAAAAUUUUCAGAGCUAAAAAGGUGACAGUAAAUGAUAAGUGGGCUCGGGAGAACCCCUGUUAUUUUUGUGAAAAUUGCUACUUCCUCCUCCACUACUCGGAAGACGGGUCUCUGCUGUAUAAUGAGUUUUCAGUAUAUGAUUAUUUUCACGACUAAUUGCUCUAAUGUAUUUAUAUAUAUACAUGGGUCUCUGUUGUUAUUUAGGUUGAUUUAUAAAGAAUGUGUGCAGUGUUAGCUGGAA